Bubalus bubalis (water buffalo) is the source of this 1804-nucleotide messenger RNA. It is a transcript of the gene TMEM164, whose product is annotated as transmembrane protein 164. Lineage: Eukaryota; Metazoa; Chordata; Mammalia; Artiodactyla; Bovidae. The coding region runs from base 822 to 1793 and encodes 323 amino acids. The transcript has 8 exons. The record is from RefSeq and is a predicted model, not a curated record.
GUCUUCUGCAUUUGCAGGCAGAUUCUUCACUGACUGAGCUAAGAGGGAAGAUUUCUGAACGGAUUAAUGAAGCCUUUUACUGAGUGCUACCAUCUCCUUCUGACUUCCUUGAAGACAGGAACUCGAGGUCUCAGGCUACAGUCAUCACCAGAACUCCAGUUUUACCCUUAAUGUUACUGUGCAGAGGAUUUAACAAAACACCGACGGAGAACGAGUGAGCUGCUGAAUCGAUCCUUGUUUGUUGUUGUUCUUUAUUAAUUAGCACUUCGAGAGCAUCAGGCCCUAAGGUGGAUGCUGUCUGUGCAAAGCUACCUGGCUCUGAGGCCAGGUGGGGUUAAACCAGACUUGGAAAGGACGGCAGGAAAAUGGCUGGCAGCCAACACCAGAACGUGUUUCCCAGGCAAGGUGCCUGUUUUUUUCUGGCUAUUUUCCUCUUUGUGAGUCUUCAAUAGAUAUUAAACCAACACAAAGUGGAUUCUGAAAAGGUCUUUUUCCUGUUUCCUUGCCCAAAGAAAAGCAAAUCCCAGUCUAUGGGUAGGAAGCAGCAGGGAAGAGGGGGCCCUGUUUCUGCCAGCAGCCCUUAUCCAAUUCUUGGGCCCCUCCACAGCCUGGCGGGCGUUUUAAGUGGCAGGACUCUCGGCCAAGGGUAGGUUGGAAACAGCUGCUCCGUCGCAGGGCGGGAGGACGGAAAGAGGUCUGGGGAAGCUUCUUUUCCUCCAUCUUUUCCUCCAUCUAGAGUACGAUUGAGCUUGAAGGCGUGGCAGGAGAAAGGGGAGACGGAGAGCCUGGAGAGGGAGUGGCCGGAGGCUAGAUAGAGAAACAUGGGAGCAGAGCAGGAGGGAGAACGGCCGGGCAAAGUAGGAAAAGAAGCCUUGUCUAGGACGGAAGUGGAGAGUAGGGCUGUGGCUACAAAGGUGGAGAAGAUGCCGUCUUGGCCCUGCCCAAGUCUGCUAUUUCAGGGAGGUCUGGAGGAGAGGCGAAGACAGCGGCUGCUGGAAAGUGUGGUGGUCCUGACCCUGGCCCUGUUGGAGAUCCUGGUGGCCCUGCGGCACAUCCUGAGGCAGACGAAGGAGGACGGUAGGGGUGGCCGUGGCUGCCAGCCAGAGCAGGUGACCCAGCGGCCAGAGGAAGGCAAAGAGAGCCUGAGCAAGAAUCUGCUCUUAGUAGCCUUGUGCCUGACCUUCGGGGUGGAGGUGGGCUUUAAGUUCGCCACCAAGACCGUCAUCUACCUGCUCAACCCCUGUCACCUGGUCACCAUGAUGCAUCACAGAAUGGCACAUAUUCAGAAUGGUCCUGAGCUUUUUGUGACACCUUUUGGAACUCACUGGAUGUAUAUGGAUCUUUCUCCUGGCCUGCCCUCCAUGUCCGGGAGCCAUUGUCAUCUUCAAAUUGCAGCAGAUUUAAUAGUGGCCCCAAAGGCUACAGAUGCACAUGUUGAAUGGAGCUCUUCUUGCUCUGCUGUUUCCUGUGGUGAAUACGCGGCUGGUGCUUACACCCCGGAGCCCCUCAGCAGUUUCCGGUGGGCCCUUCUCUCAACUGGCCUCAUGUUCUUCUACCACUUCAGCAUCUUGCAGAUCCUGGGCCUGGUCACCGAAGUGAAUUUGAACAACAUGCUGUGUCCGGCCAUCUCAGACCCAUUCUACGGCCCCUGGUACCGCAUCUGGGCCUCGGGACACCAGACUCUCAUGACCAUGACCCACGGGAAGCUGGUCAUCCUGUUCUCAUACAUGGCUGGGCCCUUGUGUAAAUAUCUGCUGGAUUUGCUCCGGCUUCCAGCCAAGAAAAUAGACUGAAGGUGCUUGUG